CGCUCGAGUAGUGGGAAGCGCAAGCCGCCCUCGGCUUACAGCCGCAACAUGGGCGAUGCGGGCUCGCUACACCGUGCGUCGACGGACACGAGAGUCUCGACUCUCGCGCCUUCAGACGAUGACAUGCGUGCGCACUCCACCGAUACCCCAUUCACCGAUCCCUCUUCGUCAUCUGCACCCGUCUCAAAGGCGCACGCGUCCGUCGACGGGUUCCUCCAUCCCCCGUCCUCCCAGCCUGGUCGGGCGCAGCGGCGCAAUACCACCGGCUCGGCCCAUCAGCUUGGGCGGCAGCAUCAGGACGGCGAGAUAAGCAGCGGCGACAUCGAGGACGAUAUCGAGCACCAGGCGGCUCAGAUUCGCAAGGAACGUGCGCGUGCUAAGGCGGCUGCCGAAGCCGAGGCCGCGCUCACGAGACGCAUGUCCGAGGGCGAGCAGCGCGUCGCUGCCCAAGGCGCGAGUGCUGGCGCGAUGGGCCCUGAUGGACUGCCCGUGCAGCGUAAUAGAGAGGCGAGGGUGUCGAGGGGAGAGAAGACGGAGGGGGUGCUCGUUGGGAAUCUAAUUGGAGAGGACCACGUGAACUAUGUGAUGAUGUAUAACAUGUUGACGGGGAUUCGGAUCGCUGUCUCUCGGUGUCAAGCCAAGAUAAAACGGCCACUAUCGACUGAAGACUUUACCGCAAAACACAAGUACUCUUUCGAUAUUGUUGGUAAUGAACUGACGCCGUCGGCGAAGUACGACUUCAAGUUCAAGGACUACGCCCCAUGGGUGUUCCGCGAACUUCGUGAAGAUUACUUCGGGCUCGACCCCGCCGACUACCUCCUCUCCCUCACCGCCAAGUACAUCCUCUCCGAGCUCGGCUCGCCCGGUAAAUCCGGCUCGUUCUUCUACUUCUCGCGGGACUACCGGUUCAUCAUCAAGACGAUCCACCACUCGGAGCACAAGUUCCUGCUCUCGAUCCUGCCGCAGUACCACGCGCACAUCAAGAACAACCCCCAUACGCUUGUCUCGCGGUUCUACGGCCUGCAUCGCGUGAAGCUCCCGCGCGGGCGCAAGAUCCACUUUGUGAUCAUGAACAAUCUGUUCCCGCCGCACAAGGACAUCCACGAGACGUUUGAUCUGAAGGGGAGCACGGUCGGGCGGGAGUACCCCGAGGCGAAGAUGGAGGCGAAUCCGCGUGCGGUGAUGAAGGAUUUGAAUUGGAUCAAUAGGCAGAAGCAGCUCGAGCUUGGGCCGGAGAAGCGGGCGUUGCUGACGGCGCAGCUGGAGCGGGACGCGGAGAUGCUCAAGGCGGUGAAGGUGAUGGAUUAUUCGUUGUUGGUUGGGAUACAUUAUAUGAAGAGGGGUAAUCGGGAGAAUGUGAGGACGAAGACGUUGAAGGUGUUUGAUCCGGCAGUCCCCAUGAUGCGCCGCAAGACGACGAUGUACCACAAGGGCGGGCGCUCGCCCGAGGCGCUGGCGAUGCGGCUUGCGAUGGGCUCGUCGGAUCCGAAGCGGCUGACUGAGGACGCGCUCGUCGAUAAGGGCACGGGGUCGCAGUUCAUCUUCUACCAAGACGAGGGUGGGCUGCGCGCGACGGACGAGGAGAACAGUGAUGCGCUCGACAUGAUUUAUUAUCUCGGCGUGAUCGACAUUUUGACGCCGUAUCAUACGAAGAAGAGCUUGGAGCAUUUCUGGAAGGGGCUUAGUGCUGACCGACAUAAGAUCAGUCCUGUGCCGCCGAGCGAGUACGGCGACCGAUUCUUUUCGUUCAUGAAGGCCAUCAUGCGCGGAGGUGGAGGCGGCGAGCGUUUCAAGCCCGACUACAAGCCGGAAACCGAGUUGCAGUCCCAAGUACAUACACAACCCGAAGUUGAACCCACACCCCAGUGAAUGAAGACCGGUAAUUAAGACGAACAUGACGACGCUACGAAGAUUACAAAUGACAAGCAAAUUUACACGCGCGUGUUCAGCUUUGGUUCACUGGGUCUCUCGGUUGGGUUGGUUGUAUGUAGCGGCUGUGCUGUUCCGGUUUGGUUUGGUCCCUCUUCCUCGCUCUCUCUUUUCAUUCUCCCUCGUCCCCGUCUCAUCCUCCGUUGUCCUCCCACGAUGCUACCAUCUCCCACGUCCUAUCACAUCUCUUCCUCUGGAUCGUUCUAUCCAUUAUUCACACACGGACGAUGGCAUGGCAUACUCAGGGCACAAAUGUAACACCCCCAACUACGUAUAUCCUCAUUCAUUCUUUUUUUAUAAAUCCACAAGCAAUCUUACAAUCAUCGCUUUUAUAUCCC
This is a messenger RNA of Coniophora puteana RWD-64-598 SS2, 2267 nucleotides long. RefSeq names its product SAICAR synthase-like protein. Gene Ontology annotation, biological process: phosphatidylinositol metabolic process. Gene Ontology annotation, molecular function: phosphatidylinositol kinase activity. The record is from RefSeq and is a predicted model, not a curated record. Lineage: Eukaryota; Fungi; Basidiomycota; Agaricomycetes; Boletales; Coniophoraceae. The transcript is spliced from 5 exons. Bases 49 to 1869 code for a protein of 606 amino acids.